UCAUAUGUUUACAUGUGGUCACAUUUCUUGGCAGUCAAGAGUGAGUGAAGCUCCUAGUGUCAUCCUGUAGUUUCCGUGCAUUUUGAAGCUAGUCAUGGCAGAAAUGGCAUGUGUAAAGAGACUCCAGAAGGAAUAUAGAGCACUUUGCAAAGAACCUGUCUCCCAUGUUGUGGCCCACCCUUCUCCAAAUGAUAUUCUCGAGUGGCAUUACGUUUUGGAGGGUAGUGAAGGAACACCUUUUGCAGGUGGAUUUUAUUAUGGUAAGAUCAAGUUUCCUCCAGAAUAUCCAUUUAAACCUCCAGGAAUCAGUAUGGUUACUCCAAAUGGAAGAUUUAUGACGCAAAAGAAAAUCUGUUUAUCUAUGAGUGACUAUCACCCAGAGAGCUGGAACCCUAUGUGGUCUGCGUCAAGCAUACUCACUGGACUGCUCUCAUUUAUGAUGGACACCAGUCCCACCGCAGGCAGUGUAACAACAACAGUUGCUGAGAAACAGAAGCUUGCUAAGGCUUCUCUUGCAUUCAAUUGUAAAAACCCUACCUUUAGAAAAUUGUUUCCAGAAUAUGUGGAGAAGUAUGAAGAGCAGCAGCUCCUGGUGUAUCCUGUUCAGGAACAGGUGUCGUCCAUGCCAAUUCAAGCGAAAACUUCCACACCCUUGUUGGAUGAUCUGAAUAGAGUAGAGCCACAUAAGGACAUGAAUAACCAACGGAGGACAUCUUUGCCAACUUGGUUGUUGCUGUUGCUAGUAUCAAUUUUUGGUGUUGUAAUGGCUCUGCCGCUACUUCAACUUUGAUAGUGAGUUCAAUUAGGCAGGGAACUUGAUAUUCUGCUACACUGUAGAACAAAGCAUCCGAAAUCUGUGGUUGUGUAAUACUUAUCUGGGUAAUUACUGAUAAGUGCCAAAGGUUCUAGGUUUUUCAAAUGUCUCUUGGGAAUGUAUAGGCGUUGCUCUAGUGGAUAUCAAACUGAUCUUUUAGUCUAGCUGAUGGGUUUUCCUUUUCUGGUAUUGAUAGUCGUGUCACUACAAAUAUGAAAUUCUGAGUUUUAAUGCUGAAGGACUUGGAAAUGGUGACUGUUUAUAUUUCUUUCACCUUUUCUGUUUGGAAAA
This is a messenger RNA of Capsicum annuum, 1105 nucleotides long. RefSeq names its product ubiquitin-conjugating enzyme E2 34. The coding region runs from base 95 to 790 and encodes 231 amino acids. The record is from RefSeq and is a predicted model, not a curated record. The transcript is spliced from 9 exons. NCBI's taxonomy places the organism in Eukaryota, Viridiplantae, Streptophyta, Magnoliopsida, Solanales, Solanaceae.